Molecule: messenger RNA, 1765 nt
Organism: Spinacia oleracea (spinach)
Lineage: Eukaryota; Viridiplantae; Streptophyta; Magnoliopsida; Caryophyllales; Amaranthaceae
Product: ethylene-responsive transcription factor WRI1
Exons: 7
Coding region: 315-1682 (455 amino acids)
Biological process (GO): regulation of DNA-templated transcription
Molecular function (GO): DNA binding; DNA-binding transcription factor activity
Source: RefSeq, a predicted model, not a curated record
AGAAGCUCAGGAGAAAGUAAAGAACAAGUCUCAACUCUCAAAGUCUGUUUUACACAAUCUUUUCUUCUCUCAUCACUCCUCUCACUCCACUCUCCUCUCUCCCUCCCUCCCUCCCUCCUUGUUUUGGUAAACAACAUUAGGUUUACCAAAUCUCUCCAUCUAUAUUAAUCACCCAUUUUUUUUAGACAACAUUAAUAAUACCAAUUUCGAAGAGGGCCAAAGGGUCGAUUUUGUUUAAAUCUUCACCUAAACAUAAAUCUAUCUAUCUAUCUAUCUAUUUAUCAAUUUUCCAUUGCGAAUUUUUUGUAAAAGAAAUGAAGAAGAGGUCACAUUCACAAUUACAAUUACAGUCACAAUCACAACCUCAGACGACACCGCGUCGGCGUCGUCUUCCUCCUCCUCCUCUUUCUGCAAUUGCUAAUGCUGCUGACUCAUUUGUUGUGUCGCCUUCAUCCCCGUCCUCGUCAUCGUCUUCAUCUUCCUGUGUUGUUGAUUAUAAUCAGCAAAUUAAUGUUGAAGAAGAGGAUGAGGAAGAGGAGAAGCCCAAGCCCAAACGAACUCGAAGAAAAAGAGCACCGAUUCAUCCCAAAACUGAGAAAUGUGCCAAUGCUCCUACCACUCGCCGUAGCUCCAUUUACAGAGGUGUCACUAGACAUAGAUGGACUGGAAGAUUUGAAGCUCAUUUAUGGGAUAAAAGUUCUUGGAAUAGCAUUCAAAACAAAAAAGGAAGGCAAGUUUAUUUGGGAGCAUAUGAUAGUGAAGUAGAUGCAGCUAGGACGUACGAUUUAGCGGCACUUAAGUACUGGGGACCAGAGACGACAUUAAAUUUUCCUAUAGAAAAGUAUACGAAAGAGGUUGAGGAAAUGCAAAAUGCGACAAAGGAGGAGUACUUGGCAUCAUUGAGACGUAGAAGUAGUGGAUUUUCGAGGGGUGUCUCGAAAUAUCGUGGUGUGGCUAGGCAUCAUCAUAAUGGGCGAUGGGAGGCACGAAUCGGGCGCGUUUUUGGGAACAAGUACCUCUACUUGGGCACUUUCAGUUCACAAGAAGAAGCAGCAGCAGCAUAUGAUCUGGCUGCAAUAGAGUACAGAGGGCCAAAUGCAGUGACUAACUUUGACAUUAGCAACUACAUUGGGCGUGUGAAGAAUGUUUUGCCCAAGGUUGAAUCAGAGGAAGCAAGUACCGAGCAAACAGUGAAACAAGAAAUUAAACAACAGAAAGAGGAAGAGCAGCAACAAGAUGAAGCACCAAUAAAACAGCGAAAUUUGGCAGAUGUAUUACAGCAGGAUCAAGAUGAAGAUGAACAAAUGGGUAUCCCACCUCAGCUUGAACAACACCCGGCUAUGCUAGGGAUGGAUGACAAAGAAAACCCGUGGAACUUUUGCUUGGAUACGGGGGGUUAUGACCCCCUUUUGGUCCCGGAUGUCCCUUUUGAUCAAGAUGCUGGUUUGCUUGAUUUAUUCAAUCAGACAAGCUUUGAAGAGAAUAUUGAUAUGAUGUUUGAAGGGGAAGGAAACCUCAUUAAUAUAGAUGACACCUUCUUCGAUGGCACAGACGACAUAGGUUGUCAAACUUCCGAGGAUUUGGACAAGAAGAUGGACAUUCUGCCUAAGACAGAGGAUAAUUCACUGUCCUUUUCAUCAUCCCCUUCUUCCAUAACUAGCUUAGUCUUAUGUCAAUCAUAAUGCUCUAAUCUCAGACCGUUUACCCUUUCUAAGAACUAUUUCUUGUCUUUUUCAAAUUUUACUUUACUUUCUCCUUUUCAGCU